Molecule: messenger RNA, 495 nt
Organism: Danaus chrysippus (African queen)
Lineage: Eukaryota; Metazoa; Arthropoda; Insecta; Lepidoptera; Nymphalidae
Source: the annotation of a GenBank genome assembly
AUGUGCAAAGAUUCAGUGGUUGCUUUGACAUCGGAGUCUUUUAGCGGACUUGCCGACAAAAGUUGUAUGAGCCCGGGCCAGUGCCUCUCGUCCGUCCUCCUCGCGGCCCUGGCGGAGCGCCGGCUGGCCGUAGGGCUCCCGGCGGCCGUGCGCCACCUGCGGGCCGGGCGCGAGGCCCUGUUCGUGGUGACGGUGGGCGCCUCGCCCUCCGCAGACAGCGCCACUCACCUGCUGGCCGUCCUGCUGCGCGCCUUCUGUGCCGAGCACCACAUCCGCGUGCUCGAGGUGGACUCGGACUGUAAGCUGAAGCGUCUGCUGGGCGUGUCGAGCUGCGAGCCGCUGGGCUGCGUGCUGGUCCGCUCGCCGUACGCGGACCCCUUCAGGGACCUCUCUGUCUCUGUCCCUCCUCUGUGUGUCUCUCCCGCCGAGCGGAGCCUGCUGGCUCUGUGUACGGAGGGCGCCGCGCCGCCCCUGGUGCGUCUGCCGGACAAGUGA